AUGGCAGUCACCGAGCUGGCGCGACUGCGCCUGCAAGAUGGCACUGAAGCCUCAUCUCCAUCGCUACAUGCCAACUUGGCCAAAGCAAAGGACGUCAUGGAAAAGGCCAGUGGGUUUGAGUUCUGGUAUUACCAUUGCCUGGAAGAGCCGAAUAUCAUCUUCAUUCUAGGAUCGUGGCCAUCUGUCGACUUUCACAUGCACCAAUUCAUCCCUGGUCCUCAGAAUCAAGAACUGCUCGCUCUGCUCCAAGACCAGAUCACGGUGGAAUGGAUGUUCCACCUGGACAUUGACCAACGCAUACAAUCUCUGCCUCUCAAACACGACGUACUCUCAAUUGACCGAUAUAUCGUCCAAGCUGGUAAAAAAGAACGAUUUCAGGCUACAUUCGAAAACAACAAACACGCAUUGGAGUCACACGUGGGGGAACAAGGGAGGCUUAUCUGGGGGUGGCGUCUUGACAAAGGUUAUGAUCCAUCGAUCGGAGGCGAGAAACCAAAGGAGCAGUUCGUCCUCCUCAGUGGCUGGGAUAGCAUUGAACAACACCUGGAGUUUGCCAACACGGAAGUAUUCCAGAAGUACAGUCAGAUCAGGAGCCACAUGGAGGAGGAACCGGAUAUCAAGCAUGCGAGAUUGAUGCGUGUUGAGGAACUGCGGCGUUGA
Molecule: messenger RNA, 660 nt
Organism: Fonsecaea multimorphosa CBS 102226
Lineage: Eukaryota; Fungi; Ascomycota; Eurotiomycetes; Chaetothyriales; Herpotrichiellaceae
Exons: 1
Coding region: 1-660 (219 amino acids)
Source: RefSeq, a predicted model, not a curated record